Messenger RNA from Phytomonas sp. Hart1, 3096 nucleotides. Lineage: Eukaryota; Euglenozoa; Kinetoplastea; Trypanosomatida; Trypanosomatidae. The record is from the annotation of a GenBank genome assembly.
AUGACUUCCAUAGAGGCACAAAAGCGACAGCUGUAUAAUCGCCAAGAGUACGUUGUCGGGGCGGAGACACAGGCCAAGUACGAUGCCACAGACAUCGUCGUGGUGGGCGCGGGAGGGCUGGGGGCCGAGAUCGUGAAGAACCUCAUCCUGACAGGAGUGCGGUCUGUUACAAUUAUCGACGACGCCCCGGUCCAAAGGGCGGACCUCGGCACGAACUUCUUCCUAAAGAUCGAGGACCUCGGCAAACCGCGCGGGCUCACCGUGGCCUUGGCCGCGCGGAGGCUGAACCGCUUCGUCGAGGUCACCGCGGGGGUCGGAACGGACCCCUUCCCCGCCGCCCACGUCGUGAUUUACGCCGGACAGCCCAUCGCUGGGCUGGUGGAGGCCAACGCACGGGCCCGCCGCCACGGGGUCGGCUUCGUCGGCUGCGAAAGCCGCGGGAUCGCCGGGGGGGUGUUCGUUGACGGCGGCGACGCCUUCACCGUGGUCGACGCGGACGGCGAGGAGGCGGUGGUGUGCGUGGUGAUCGGGAUCACCCGGGACGGCAUCGUGACGCUCUACGAUCAAAAACACGAAUGCGAAGUCGGAAGCCUGGUCUACUUCACCGGGCUUCUUUCCCCGGUAAGCGCGAACUCAGGGGAGGGGAAGGGUGGGCCGCAGCGCGUGUGCGCGACGCCGCCUCGCCUUUUUGAGGUCUCCGAGGUGAUCUCGCCGCAUAUCCUCCGAGUGAAGGACUUUCCCAAUGACGCCCCGGUUAUCAUCGGCAAAAGUACCCAUCUACAUACCACCAAGAAGAGCCUCAGGCUGUCCUUUCACAACCUCCGAGAUGCCAUCAAGAAGCCUCAAUUUGUGACGAUUUUUGACGGGGAAUCCAAGUCGGGCGCAGCGAGCACCCUGCACGCCGUGUUCCGAGCUGUCACCGAGUCCGGCAUCAGGCCCGAAAGCAUCGAUGAGAUGAAAAAAGUCCUGCACACCGCGCUUGCGAUGGAUUCGAGCCUCGAUGUCGAGCUAGCCCGGAAGGUACUUGCGGUUUACACGGGAGACCUCAACCCGAUGACCUGUUUUAUCGGCGCGAUCGCCGCGCAGGAGGCCUUGAAGCUCUGCAGUGGUAAAUUUACGCCCAUCUACCAGUGGCUCUACUACGACACCCGAGAGUUGUUGAGGGAUCGGCCGGGUACCCCGGAGGAAUGGCUUGAGGCACGUCGUAGUCUAUCGGAUAGUCGCUAUAUUGGGCAGGAAAUUGUACUGGGCGCUGGUUUCCAAUCCUACAUGCAUCGACAGUGCGCCUUUAUCGUGGGUGCCGGUGCGUUGGGAUGUGAACAUAUCAAAAAUAUUGCCUUGAUGGGACUGGGUGGCGUUACGAUCACCGACAUGGAUAACAUUGAGCUGAGCAACCUUUCGCGGCAGUUCCUCUUUCGUAGUCACCACAUCGGAAGCGCGAAGUCUAUUGUCGCCGCGGCCGCGGCGCGUGAGAUCAACCCGGGCCUUCACACAACUUCCUAUGAAGAAAAGAUCGGUUCCGAGACGGAGGGGAUUUUUAAUGAGACCUUCUGGAAUUCUCAUUCCGUUGUCCUUGGUGCACUGGACAACGUGGGCAGCCGAAAGUAUGUGGACGGUCGCUGUCUUUUCUACAAGCGACCGCUUUUUGAGAGCGGAACCCUUGGGGCGAAGGGCAACAUACAGUGUGUGAUACCCUAUGUGACCGAAAGCUAUAGUAGCAGCUACGACCCGCCUGAAAAGUCGAUUCCGCUAUGCACACUGAAGAAUUUUCCUAACGCGAUCGAGCACACUAUUCAGUGGGCGCGGGAUAAAUUCCACCUUCUUUUCCAAUCCUCCCCUGGUGAUGUUAACGCGUACUUGAAGGAUCCCAAGGCUUUCGAGGUGUCGCUGGAACUCGACCCCGCCGGCGCUUCGUUGGUGCUCAAACGCGUUAACGACACCCUCCGGGGGUGGCCUACCACCCCGGAUCAUUGUAUACGUGCCGCGCGCCUUCUCUACGAAGAAUUUUUCAACGAGGUCUUCAAGCAACUGAUGUACAACAUCCCCCUUGACAAGCGGAACGAGGAUGGCGAACUUUUUUGGAGCGGAGGCAAGAAACCCCCGACACCCCAGAUCUUCAACCCGGAUGACGAAUUCGAUGCACAGUUCGUCUACCAUUGUGCGUGGCUUCUCGCGAAGGUCUUUAAUCACCCACCGCUGGAGCUCUCCGUCGACGAUGUGGCGAAAAGGGCGGCCGCCGUGGUAGUCCCCGACUUUGUACCCCGCCACGCCGUCUUCGCGACGACGGAAAAAGAAACCAAGGAUACGGCUGCGGUGCAACUCGCGGGGGAAAUUCAAAUUCAAGACCUCCCAUCACCCGCGCUCUUCACUGGAAAGACGAUGGACCCGCUGGAGUUCGAGAAAGACGACGCCACCAAUCAUCAUAUUGAGUUUAUCACGUACUGUUCGAAUCUCCGUGCGAGGGCGUACGGCAUCCCGUCCGCUGACCUCGCGUACACCAAGCGCAUCGCGGGAAAUAUCACGCCCGCGAUGGUCACGACAACCGCGUUAGUGACCGGAAUGGUGGGAUUCGAACUACUUAAAUAUCUCUACGUUCAAUAUCAGUUCGAGCGGUCCGGCAAUUCCGGGUCUACGCCUUUCAUACCCAGCCGAAACCAGGCAAAUGAGCUCCUCUCCUACUACCGCAAUGCCUUUGUGAACAUCGCGCUUCCAUUUCUCGCGUUUUCAGAUCCCAUUCUCACAGAGGUUCGUACCUACUCCGUGGACGACAAGGGCACGACAAUUUCCUGGACGGUCUGGGAUCACAUAGACAUCAACGAAGGAAAGGAAAUAUCAAUGGAGAAGCUUGUUAGCUUGCUGGAGGAGCGCUACCAUCUGUCUGUGUUCAUGCUUGCUCUUCCAAGCGGGCGCAUUGUCUAUACACAAUUUGGUGGUAAGGCGAAGGAUAAAAUAAAGCUGGUCUCUCAGAUAGCGAUAGAGAAAGGGGAGUCCUUACAGGAGGGCGAUGAUUAUUUAAACUUUGUGGGAACAGGCAUGAUUGGCGAUGAAGAAGACGUCGAUGUACCCCUCAUACGUUAUAAAUUUCAAGGAUUUUAG